Molecule: messenger RNA, 1174 nt
Organism: Homalodisca vitripennis (glassy-winged sharpshooter)
Lineage: Eukaryota; Metazoa; Arthropoda; Insecta; Hemiptera; Cicadellidae
Exons: 4
Coding region: 53-1174 (373 amino acids)
Source: RefSeq, a predicted model, not a curated record
AGUCUUCAUCCAUCUGUUGCAGUGAGUGUUGCUGUUCUAGCGCAACAUCGUGAUGUCUUCACAGCAAUCCCAACCGAACAAUGAAGCUGAAAAAGAGGUUUUAGUGGAGCUUAUUGAGUCACUAAAAGAGAACCGAUGUUUGUGGGACACUAAGUGCGAUGCCUAUGCGAAUAGGGAUCUACGGAGGGCAGCACAUGGUUCGCUGUUGGAGAUAUACAAAAAAUUCCAACCGAAUGCAACAAUUGACCUGCUCAAGAAGAAGAUAGAAAAUCUCAAGUGCAGUUUCAGACGGGAAUUGAGGAAGGUAAGAGCCAGUGAAACAACUGGAGCUGGCAGCAGCCAGAUAUAUACACCACGUCUCUGGUUCUAUGAACUCAUGUCAUUCUUGGAAGAGAAGGAGAUGAUCAGAGAAGGAUUGGAUACUCUGGAAGAAGACGAGUCACAAAUGGAUGCUGUGGAAACAGUUGGUGACCCAGGAAGUGGUGCAGCAGUGGUGCAAGAACAGAGCAACCAACGGCAGAACGCAGGUCCUUCUACUAUUGUAAAUCCGGCUGGGACUAGGGCUCCGAUUCCACGAAAAAGGAAAAUGAGCGCAUUGGACAAAAAAAAGGAAGCCAUGUUUGACUCUGUGCAAAAUUUACUGUCUGCAACCGAGGCCGAGUGGGAGGUGAUAGGUAAAUCGCUUGGCUUACAACUCAGCCAACUCAAUAACGAUCAGCAAACCAUUGCCCAAAAAUUGAUUUCAGAUAUAAUUUUUUAUGGAAAGCGUGAGAAGCUGACUGACAUGUCAUGUAUUAAUCUAGCCCCAAAUUCUUCGCCUCAUUUCUUUCAAACACCACACCCAUCUUUUCAAAGCAUGCACGAUAAUCACAGAUUCAAACGUUCAACACCUCCUUUCCCUUCUCAAAAAUCGCAUACCCUUGUUGCAAGCCCAUCUCCACCCUUCAUUCCACUCUCACCAUCUUCAAUAACUACAAAUGAGUCCAAUAGUAGUGCACAAGAUGACUACAACAUAACAGAGUUAAAUUCAAUCCAAAAUCCUCGUGGUGUUCUCAUCACGGUGUCUCAACUACGAAUGUUUGGUCUGGGAGUGUGUAGAGCCGUCCAAGACGGCAUGCUUGCAGCCAGACGGUCUGGUCUGAAGGUCUGGUCCGGUAGUGUGUGGGGCUUUUAA